Misgurnus anguillicaudatus (oriental weatherfish) is the source of this 1477-nucleotide messenger RNA. Its product is annotated as amine sulfotransferase. Gene Ontology annotation, molecular function: sulfotransferase activity. Lineage: Eukaryota; Metazoa; Chordata; Actinopteri; Cypriniformes; Cobitidae. The record is from RefSeq and is a predicted model, not a curated record.
CAGUGUAGACUGUAAAAAAAACUGUAAAAAAAACUGCUUUGGAAAAAGAUAACUGAAGUGUCAUUAAAUAGUUUAGUUAGUCUCAAGUCCCAUUGAAUAACAUGGGGGAGGCGGGGUUCAUGACCUAUACUGGGACCAGUCACUGGGGGGCGAUCGAGACAUUUUGGUUUCACUUUUCAGAGCUUGUGCGGCACGCUUGGAAUGAACUCAUUAACUGUGGCUCAGAAUGAACGCUUUGACCGCGUCUACCAAGAGAAAAUGAAAGGACUUUAACUUCACUUCAUCUGGGACAUCACUGAGAUACAAAACUGAAAAUCAACAAAUUUUCUGUACGGUAUGGACCCAACGGAUAAUUACUUUACUUUUUGAGGAAGAUUUUCCAGACAAAGCAAAUGAAACCACAUACGAGCAGAUGCCUUGGCUGGAGUUUCGGGAAAAAGACAAAGAUUACGAGUCCCGUCCGUCUCCAAGACUCUUCGCUUCCCAUUUGCACGAGCACAUGGUGCCUAAUGAGUUGCAAGAUAAAGGAAAAAUCAUCUACGUCAUGAGAAACCCAAAAGAUGUCAUGGUGUCUUAUUUCCAUUUUGCAAAUAAGAUGAAGAACAUGGAACCUUUAGAGAGCUGCGAUGACCUGCUGGAUAAGUUUUUCACAGGAUGGAUGCUUGGUGGAUGUUGGUUUGACCACAUCAGAGGAUGGAUCUCAAAUAAAGACAAAUACAACAUCUUGUUCUUGACUUAUGAAGAGAUGAUCAAGGACCUCAGAUCUGCAGUUAUAAAAAUGUGUACAUUUGUGGGGAAGAAUCUGUCAGACGCAGCGAUUAAUAAAGUGGUGGAAAAAGCAACUUUCAACAACAUGCAGAAAGACCCCAAAGCCAACUACGAAUUCAUGCCAGAAAACAUCACAGACCACCCAAAAGCACUAUUUGUGCGCAAAGGAACAGUUGGGGACUGGAAAAACUCAUUAACCGUAGCUCAAAGUGAACGCUUUGACCAGGUUUACCAUGACAGAAUGAAAGACCUUCAUCUUGACUUUAACUGGGACCUACAUGGCUGAAAUAAUGACAUUAAAUGUCAUAAAUCUACAAUAAAAUGUGAACUAGUGCAGCCCAUUGUGACCAACAUAUGAACGCAUGUAUUAGUUAUUCAUCCAUAUAAAAAUCAGUAAGAGAAUAGUGUUAUGACAAAUAACAUUUGUUUAAUAGUGUUUAGUAAUGUAAAGAUAACAAACAUUAUGUAUAGUAUGGAAAACAUUUAAAUUUACUAAAUUAAAUUUUUAGACUUUUAUCUUGUAGUGUGAAAAAAACUGAAUUGUAUUUCUCAAAUUAGUGUGAAACAAAUGAACAAAUGACUAACAUACACCACCAGUCAGUUUUAUUGAAUGAACUUUUAAACUUUUUAGUAUUUUAUUCACAUACAUCUGCUUAUAUAAUGUAUAAUAAUUUGGAAUAAUAAAAUUUGAAGAUUCAUAAUUAUAAAA